UGGGCGGGACUUCCGGUGUCUUCCUCGCGGCGGACAUUUUGUCCGCUCCUGGUGUAGCUUUCGGUGUAGAGCUUCUGGAGCUCUGGUUGGGUUCGGAGUGACAGACGCCGGAAGGCGCGGGAAGAGACCCUGUGUCUACCGGGAAGAGGCUUGGCGGUGGCAGCACCCGCGAAGGCUCCGCGGCCAGGGCCUAGCCACGGCAAUGCUCUGGUCCCGAACUGGGACUCUUCACAGCUCCUUGUGGUCCAGAUUGUGAUGGCGGCGACCGCGGUGAUGGAUCCCGCGUAGAUGCUUUGUGGUUGCUGAACUUAGCAGGGGAAAGAACUCUGAGUGCCUGACUGAGAGGUCAUGACUCUAGCCAUGGCAGGAGGGACGUGGACAGGCCCUGGUUGUUGGUGUGCAGUGGAGGAUGAAGAGGCACCUUCUGAACAGAGUAUUUCUAUAGAAGUGUCACAUGAUAGUAUUUCCAAGGCAGGUUCAUCCACCCAGAUGGCUCACCCUUGCGACAUAUGUGGCCCUAUCUUGAAAGAUAUCUUGCACCAGGAAACACGCCAAGGGCUGAAACCUUACACAUGUGGGGCCUGUGGGAAACAAUUCUGCUUCACUGCAAACUUUCAUCAGCACCAGAAGCAGUACAAUGUAGAGAAACUCUUAAGAAGAGACAAAGGGAAGACCUCAUUUGUCAAGAACUGUAGAGUUUGUGAAGAACCUCACCUGUCAGAAAAACCUUUUCAAUGUGAGGAGGAGCAGACCCUCCAGGUCAGUUUGGGCAGUCACCAGCAGAAGGCCACUCACAGCAAGAAGAAGACAAGGAGCACCAGGAGUGGGGAGGCCUCUCACAGUGGCCAGAUGCAUUACAGGUGCAGCGAAUGUGGGAAGGCCUUCAACCGCAAAGACACACUUGUCCAGCACCAGAGAAUCCACACUGGAGAAAGGCCUUAUGAGUGCAGUGAAUGUGGGAAAGCCUUCAGCCGUAAAGCCACCCUUAUCCAACACCAGAGAAUUCACACUGGAGAAAGGCCUUAUGAGUGCAAAGAAUGUGGAAAAGCCUUUAGCCGCAAAGACAACCUUACUCAGCACAAAAGAAUUCACACUGGAGAAAUGCCUUACAAGUGUAGUGAAUGUGGAAAAUACUUUAGUCAUCAUUCCAACCUAAUUGUACACCAGAGAGUUCACAAUGGAGCGAGGCCUUAUAAGUGCAACAAUUGUGGGAAAGUCUUCAGGCACAAAUCCACACUUGUUCAGCAUGAGAGUAUUCAUACUGGAGAAAAUCCUUAUGUUUGCAGUGAUUGUGGGAAAUCCUUUGGUCACAAAUAUACCCUCAUUAAACACCAGAGGAUUCACACUGAGGCAAGGCCUUUUGAGUGCAUUGAAUGUGGGAAAUUCUUUAGUCGAAGCUCUGACUUUAUUGCACAUCAGAGAGUUCACACAGGGGAAAGGCCAUUUGUGUGCAGCAAAUGUGGGAAAGAUUUCAUCAGAACAUCCCACCUUGUUAGGCACCAAAAAGUUCACACUGGAGAAAGGCCAUAUGAGUGCAAUGAGUGUGGGAAAGCCUAUAGUUUAAGUUCCCACCUCAUUCGGCACCAGAAAGUUCACACUGCAGGAAGGCUUUAGGAGUGCUCUCAACAGGACUCAUACGGAGAGGAGCUCUAUGAUUGCCCUUUGAGAGGAAGACAUCAAUCAGAUGUUGAAACUCAUAUCUGAACAUUAACACUGGGGAGAUACCUUAUGAAUGCCAGGUACAGGGAAGGUUUCAUGAAUUGUGUUGCACUUUCAGACCUACUCAGGUCUUUGCCAGAUUUGUCACUCAAUGCCUGUGGCUGAAACCAUGUCUGCUCUAUCAGCUUAGUUACCGUUAUGUCCUCAGGGAAGGUAGAACUUUGUACUCUCCAGUCCCUAGAGGGAAAUAAUAAGAAUCCUGAAUUAAAUGGGAUUCCUCAUUCCCUCCCCACUGACUGGUUAAAAGUGUGGACCUUACAUACAUCUUUAGCCAAGAGGAUCUGAGCUGUGUUCUGGUGGCUUACAAAAAAGGUUUACUUUCUUCAUAGUGUUGGUCUCAUGUGGUACUUAUAACAGAUUUUCCAGCCUUCAAGUCACCCAACCUGGAGAACUACUUACUUCUGUUGCUCUGGUUUCUAUGAUAAUAAAGACCUUAUUAUUUAAGCCAUUGUUAA
Molecule: messenger RNA, 2174 nt
Organism: Canis lupus familiaris (dog)
Lineage: Eukaryota; Metazoa; Chordata; Mammalia; Carnivora; Canidae
Product: zinc finger protein 134-like
Exons: 3
Coding region: 349-1614 (421 amino acids)
Source: RefSeq, a predicted model, not a curated record